This is a messenger RNA of Magnolia sinica, 824 nucleotides long. RefSeq lists its product as uncharacterized. NCBI's taxonomy places the organism in Eukaryota, Viridiplantae, Streptophyta, Magnoliopsida, Magnoliales, Magnoliaceae. Gene Ontology annotation, cellular component: intracellular anatomical structure. The record is from RefSeq and is a predicted model, not a curated record. The transcript is spliced from 3 exons. Bases 60 to 638 code for a protein of 192 amino acids.
UUCCCCACGUUGAACAUUGCAUUUUGCAUUUUCAGAGAGAGAGAGAGAGAGAGAGAGAGAUGGGUAGUUUGAAAAAAGCUUCUGAGAUUGCAGCUGUGUUGAAUCUGCAGCCUCAUCCUGAAGGAGGUUUCUACUCUGAAACUUUCAGAGAUUCCUCAAUCACUCUCUCCAAAUCUCAACUUCCAUCCCAUUAUAAGGUGGACCGCCCCAUCAGCACAUCUAUCUACUUCCUUCUUCCAUCAGGGAGUGUCUCGCACCUUCAUCGCAUCCCAUGUGCUGAAACCUGGCAUUUUUACAUGGGAGAACCACUGACGGUGUUUGAGCUCAGCGAAGAUGGGAAGAUUAAGCUGACUGCCCUGGGUACUGAUCUAGAAGCCGGUCAGCGCCCCCAAUACACAGUGCCACCGAACGUGUGGUUUGGAUCAUUUCCGACAGGGGAUGUCGAAUCCUAUUCCCCUGAUGGGACUUCACUCGUGAAAGCUCCAGCAAGGGAUGCCGAGAACCAUUACUCUCUGGUCGGCUGUACAUGCGCACCUGCCUUCCAAUUCCAGGACUUUGAGCUGGCCUCUCGUGCCAAUGUCCUUGCUUUUGCGUCCCAUGCCGAGCCUUUCAUCAGUUACCUCACUUUUGCUGACUGAUCAGAUCCACCGUCGAGCCUUUAAUGGUGGGGAUUUUCACAUGGUAUUGUUGUAUUUGAUGAUUUACCGAAUAAAAAUUUGGUGUUUUUAAGGUUGUUGGAAUUUCUUUUUGAAGUUUGCUUGCUUGAGUGGCUGUUAUGACUAAUGAUCAUCUUAAUCCUAUGUCAAAAAUAUUAGGAUUGGUUG